AUGGUAGCUAUCAAAUUUUCAAUCCUGCUAUCGUCCCGAAGGGUCUUUCAAAUUCCCUAUAUUAUGCACGCUACGGCGGGAGUGGCCGUGGCUGUCUCCGCCUGGGCGCUCGCUAGUGUUCUGAUUGUUUGCCUCCGGUGCAUUCCCUUGCAGGUUUACUGGGAUAAAUUUAUCCCCGCCAAAUGUUGGGUCAAUAGCCGGGAUUAUUUUCUGGGCAAGUCUAUCCCAGACACGGUCACAAAUCUGUGUAUACUGGCUAUUCCGCUAAAAACGAUCUGGCAACUUCACACCAACCGAAUGCAGAAGGUCGUGCUUACAUUAACUUGCUUCAUGGGUGGACUUGUUACCGUCGUCUCCAUAAUCCGGCCUGUGUGCCUGCUGAGGGUCGAUCUGAGCUCGGAGGACAUUACCUGGAACUUCGUACCGUACCUGAUCUGGACGUGUGUCAAGUUUAACGUUGGCACAGUUGCUGCUCAGAGGGUGAUGUUCACAACCACCAGCGUGCCUCCCUUGAUUGCGACCCUUGUACACAUAUCUCCGAACCCAGAUUGGGUUGCCGAGCGCUUUGUUCAGUUUCCAGACGGGCAAGAGCAGAUCGUGGCCCAGCAGCCGGUCGAAAUCCGUCGGCAAGGGUCGAUGGCGGCUGUUUACGGAGGAGGAUGA
Aspergillus aculeatinus CBS 121060 is the source of this 663-nucleotide messenger RNA. RefSeq lists its product as uncharacterized. The transcript has 4 exons. The record is from RefSeq and is a predicted model, not a curated record. The coding region runs from base 1 to 663 and encodes 220 amino acids. NCBI's taxonomy places the organism in Eukaryota, Fungi, Ascomycota, Eurotiomycetes, Eurotiales, Aspergillaceae.